Messenger RNA from Desarmillaria tabescens, 3132 nucleotides. Its product is annotated as fungal-specific transcription factor domain-containing protein. The transcript is spliced from 23 exons. The record is from RefSeq and is a predicted model, not a curated record. Gene Ontology annotation, biological process: DNA-templated transcription; regulation of DNA-templated transcription. Gene Ontology annotation, molecular function: DNA binding; DNA-binding transcription factor activity, RNA polymerase II-specific; zinc ion binding. NCBI's taxonomy places the organism in Eukaryota, Fungi, Basidiomycota, Agaricomycetes, Agaricales, Physalacriaceae. The coding region runs from base 139 to 2988 and encodes 949 amino acids.
CCCAUGUUACGUUGGGCACGUGAGUUUUGAAGAGAGACACUUGUCGGGAUCGACAUCCUAUUCGAUGUUAAUGUCCAUUAAUAACCGGCUCUAGCUUUCUUUUCUUGACACCACCAUCACCUUCCCGUCUUUCCCAACAUGGACUGGCAUGAUUCCGACCCCUCUGACGACGAAGUCAACCACGACUCCCAGGCAGCCUCCAGAAAGAGGAGCAGUAGAGCCUGCGACCAGUGCAGAAAGACAAAGAGUAAAUGUGAAAGAGGUGCUGCAGACUCUACUCAGUGUAAAAGCUGCGCGCAGGCAGGAACAGCUUGUACAUUUCUUGGCCCGAGCUAUAAGCGGGGACCGCCGAAGGGGUAUAUCCAUGCCAUUGAGCAGCGAUGGCACCAAGUCGAGUCCCUCUUAGGCGCGCUCAUGCAAUGCAACGACCCUCGUGUGCAGAGCAUCGUUACCGAUUUGCGCCAAGAUGACCUCGCUCGGGAAAUUCUAGGAAGGGUUGAUUCAGGUCCUUAUGGUCCUUCCGGUCGUCGAAAUCAACGCUCAGGUGCAACCAAAGAGGACUUUUUUGCGUCUGUCCUGAGAAGUAACGAGACGUCUCCUGCGCGGGAUCCUUCAAGGUCGCGAAGACAAUCUAGGGUAUCGAGAGAAAAAGUCUCCUCAGCUCAAGAUAGAGGACUUUCUGUAGUCCCCACCCAAGAAUGGCAGGAUAACCUUGCCGCCCGGCUAGCUUCUGGGUUGGCAUCCUCGUCGGCAUCUACGCCAUCUAUUUAUGGAGCGCCCUCUGGUUCCUCCAGUUCUAUUGAUGGCACGGAGCCGGCCACCCAGAGGCGUCGACUGAAUGUUGCCUCUACUGAGUCUCGUGUUGCGAAUCCCGAUUGGAGUCGGAUGUACACUAUGGAACCGUUAUCCGAAAGCGAAGACCGUGAAUCAUUGAAAGACGCCACGGAACAUAUGGGCCAAUUAUCUUUGGACGAAAACCAAGAGCUUCGAUAUCAUGGCAAAGCGAGCGGUCUUCAUCUUCUUAGCAGGAACUCGCGGACCGAUGAUCGAAACGACGGAGGCGUAUGGAAAUUGCCUAUGGCAAGGGUCUGGCCACCGUCUAAGGAUCAUAUACUACACCUCAUUCAAGAAGAAGAUAUCGAAGUGCAGCUGCCUCCUUCGCACAUCCAAGAUCGGCUCAUCGAACUGUACUUCGUGUACAUUCAUCCCGUGUUUCCCCUUAUACAUAAAGGUCGCUUUUUACGGGAGUAUCGUGCCUUGAGACAAGGGUAUGCAAGAUGGACGCAAUUGCACGAAAACAGUGACUGGUUUCUGACUUACUCUAACAGCGAAUCGUUGCAACAAGAUAGUCCGAAGCCGUCAGAGACUGGAUCAUCGCCAAAACCAGAAGCUACUCAGAAACUGUCCGCGUUGCUUCUUCUAUCCAUGUUCGCUAUCACUGCUCGAUUUUCUGAUCAAGACAUGCCCCUCCCUACGAACGGAAAGAUGUGGGAAGCUGGCCGUAAUUAUCAGGAAUCGGCCAAGAACAUACUCACCAAAAUCUUCCACCGGUCACGACCUACUACCGUUCAGGCUCUUCUUCUAUUGGGAUAUCGUGAGUUUGGCAUCGGCAGUAUGGAGCAAGGAUGGAUAUAUAUUGGCAUGGCCAUACGCAUGGCGAUUGAUUUGGGACUAAAUCGUAACUCCGAUCAUUGGAAAAUUCACGGCGAAGACAUGUUCUCGCCCGAAGAGACCCAGACUCGACGACAGAUCUGGUGGGUAUGUACACUUGCGGACAGGUAUGGUUCAAUAUACAUGGGGCGUCCAAUUAUUAUCAGAGAUGAUGACUUUGAUACUCCCUUACCGGAGGUGAACCAAGCUGAUGAGCAACAACCUUGGCGACCGCUACCAUCAGAUUCGACAAGUGCUGCCUAUCCCCCCACUCCCAAUGCGGUGAUGUACUGUUUCCGCGCCACCGCCACCCUCUGCGUUAUUUUAGGUGCCAUAAUAUCCAAAAUCUAUCCUGUACGCGCCACACCAGGGGUCUCUCGUCGUGCCUUGUUGUCUAGCUUUGAGUCCCAGCUGGAUCAAUGGUACAUCAGUUUACCUGAACAUCUGCGAUACGAUACUGCCAAUCGGCGUAAAGUCCCGCCGCCGCACAUUCUUUUCUUGCACAUCAGGUAUUGGGGGUCCGUCCUGUUACUCAACCGAGCGUUCAUUCCUAACUGGAAAGGCGGAGAAUUCACUUCCCGACAUUCCACAUUGGAGUUGAAGGCAUUUGACCUAGCGCAAGGCGCCGCUAGCCAUAUUGGUUCCAUCGUCACGGUAUACCGGGAAACGUUUACACUCAAACGCUGUUCCCCGUUCCUUACAUCGUACAUAUUCAGCGCUGGCAUCAUGCAUGUUUUGACAUUAACUCUACGGCCGUCGAAUGUCCAGGCAUCUCUGGGCUUGCGUCAAUGUAUGGCAGCACUGAAGGACAUGGAGGUGGUUUGGCCCAGUGCCUCACGCGCAUGGGAUCUACUAAAUGGGGUACAGCUGACCUUCGACAAUGCUCAGACAUCGGAGGACUCAAACUCUCCUGGGCGACAUAAGCGACAAGCAGACAUCGCGUUCGCUCAGGAAAAGUCGUCUGACUAUUUGCAACGAGAGGCGUUUGGAGAUCUCAAUGGACCCCCGCAGCAAGAGCAGGCAGAAACAGGGGUGCAAGACCUGAGCACGCGGAUCAUGGCACACAUGCUAGGCCUGGAUAUACCGGGAAUCGAACCCUCCACAUCGUUUUAUCCGGGCUAUGAAUGGUGGCCCCGGAACGGGCAGAGUCAGGGCUCGCAGCCCAUGUCUCCUGUAGUAGCGCAAGGGCCCACAGUGGAUGCGAAUCCCGUGGUUCCGCCGCUGAAUGAGUUAGACUUUGGAGGAGGAGACUCGCGACAGGGCGAUGAGUGGCUGCAAAGUAAUGUAGGGGCAGGGGGGCUCCCGUAUCCAUAUAAUUUUAAUCAGUAUGGUCUAUAGACCCCUAGACGCGCUGUAAUAUACAGUAGCUGCUUGUUGUGAGUUGUGUUGUCCUAUGUAUUUUCUUGUCACAUUGUAUUUCUACGAGAAUAGGCGGUGUGACUCAGCCGAAGACGAAUCUGAUCGGAGAGAUCGAGAUCUAUG